Messenger RNA from Chenopodium quinoa (quinoa), 1735 nucleotides. Its product is annotated as delta(14)-sterol reductase-like. The record is from RefSeq and is a predicted model, not a curated record. Lineage: Eukaryota; Viridiplantae; Streptophyta; Magnoliopsida; Caryophyllales; Amaranthaceae. Gene Ontology annotation, biological process: sterol biosynthetic process. The coding region runs from base 133 to 1242 and encodes 369 amino acids. The transcript is spliced from 14 exons. Gene Ontology annotation, cellular component: endoplasmic reticulum membrane. Gene Ontology annotation, molecular function: Delta14-sterol reductase activity.
CAAAUAAUCUGACAGUUAAGUGGACUUUGGCUCCACGACGAGAAGAGCUUGUGACUUCUCUGUUUCAACAAGAGAACACAACACCAAAAUCUGGUCUUCUCUGAAACUGAAGACAAUCAGAUUCGGAAAAAAAUGGAUCUAAAUUCACUUCUUCGGUCUCUCAUUCCUUCUUUCACCUCUGUGGGUUUAUUGUUGUCAUAUUUUGGGUACUUGGCAAUAUUUGGGUCUGUUCUACCCGGCAAGAUUGUUCCUGGCGCUACUUUAAGCGAUGGCACUCGUCUCCAUUAUCGCUGCAAUGGUUUGUUGUCAUUGACUUUGUUGGUGUUGCUUCUUGGUGGUGGGGUUGCUGCUGGAUUCGUAUCACCUACAGUCAUUGUGGAUAGGGGACUUGAGCUUUUAUCUGCGACCUUUAUAUUCUGUUUUGUUGUAACCUUGUUACUUUGUGUUGCCGGUAGCAUUUCACAUGACAAAGGUUCAUCACUGAAGCCUCAUGUAUCUGGAAAUUGGAUUCAUGACUGGUGGUUUGGAAUACAGCUGAAUCCUCAAUUUAUGGGCAUUGAUCUCAAAUUUUUCUUUGUGAGAGCUGGGAUGCUGGGAUGGUUACUUAUUAAUCUUUCAAUUUUGGCUAAAAAUAUACAAGAUAGCAACUUAAAUCGGUCUAUGGUUUUAUACCAGCUAUAUUGCACUUUUUACAUCCUGGACUACUUCUUCUAUGAGGAAUACAUGACAUCCACUUGGGACAUUAUUGCAGAGAGAUUGGGCUUUAUGUUGGUGUUUGGGGAUCUUUUGUGGAUUCCUUUCACAUUUAGUAUCCAGGGGUGGUGGCUUUUGAGGAAUAAGGUGGAUUUAACCACUGCCGCAGUAGUGGCAAAUUGCAUCGUCUUUUUGAUGGGGUACCGCAUCUUUAGGGGAGCUAACAGGCAGAAGCAUGUGUUUAAGAAGAAUCCUAAAGCACCGAUAUGGGGCAGACCUCCUAAGGUCAUUGGGGGCAAAUUGCUUGCUUCUGGCUAUUGGGGAAUCGCUAGGCACUGUAAUUAUCUAGGAGAUUUGUUAUUGGCACUAUCCUUCAGUUUACCCUGUGGAAUUAGCUCCCCAAUUCCUUACUUUUAUCCUACAUAUCUUCUUAUUUUGCUGAUCUGGAGAGAGAGAAGAGACGAAGCUCGAUGUGCAGAGAAGUACAAAGAUAUUUGGGCUGAGUACUGUAAAAUUGUGCCCUGGAGAAUAUUACCAUAUGUUUAUUAGGAUUUUACACCAUCAACAUUCUCUUCCGUACGGUUAGUGAGAGAUGAUAAUCUGUGGAAAAUCCUGUCGCAGACAUUUGCAUCACUGUUUGUGCUAUCUACUUGGAUUUCUUUUGUUCCAUGUUGUAAGCUAAACACCGAACCAUAGAGGAGGAUCACGGAUGUGGCCUGCUCAACAAGAAUUACUAAAUUGUCAUUAGUUAAAUAGCAUUACUCCUUGUAAAUCUAUAAACAGGUCUUUUGUUGCUUAUUUCUUUUGGUUUAUCAGUUUGGAUCUCGACAUGUUGUGUACGUUGUUUGUACAAUCGUUCAUGAAACAUUGAUGUGUCUGUGAUUUCUUUGUUUAGAUGAUAAUCAGCGGAAAAUCUAGUCACAAUUGUAUGCAUCACUGUUUGUACCAUCUAUUUAUUUUGUUCCCUGUCAUAAGCUAAACUUCGAACCACAGAGGAGUUAGCCAGUGUAGCCUGCUCAACUGAAAUUACCAAACUGUCGUU